This is a messenger RNA of Gopherus evgoodei (Goodes thornscrub tortoise), 2781 nucleotides long. Its product is annotated as inosine-uridine preferring nucleoside hydrolase-like. Gene Ontology annotation, molecular function: hydrolase activity, hydrolyzing N-glycosyl compounds. NCBI's taxonomy places the organism in Eukaryota, Metazoa, Chordata, Testudines, Testudinidae. The transcript has 5 exons. The record is from RefSeq and is a predicted model, not a curated record. The coding region runs from base 631 to 1464 and encodes 277 amino acids.
GCAAAGUUGAGAAACUGACAGGAUGAUCUGCGAACCUCUUUUGUUCUACACCUGCCGCUUGGCAACCACCUCUUUUGUUUUGGAGAAAUUUGAGCUGAGGUUACCUUGGCUUUAUGGGUCCCAGAGAUGGUAGCCAAGGAGCAGCUAAUUCAGUUUCAAUCCCAUCCUUCUCCCCACCCUCCUACUGCCUCCUUUCCUGGCUCUUUUCAGGGAACCUUCCCAUGAAAGACCAUCAGUUUGAGAAGUACACUCCCUUUUACAGCUGGGAGCAAUACAGGAGGUGGCUUUUUACUCCCAUUACUUUUUGAUCCCAAAGAAAAAAGGAGGUUGAUGGCCUACCUUGGAUCUUCACUGAGAGCUGCGGGUGGCCGUGCCUGUGGACAGUCAUUGUAAACACUGUCUUGCGGCCCGCCGGCAGAUUACGCUUACGGGCCGCAGGUUGCCCAACACUGAUCCAGAUUAUGAUCUUGAAAUUCAGGAUUUGUGGUUCCCUCAGGAAGCUUGCUCCCAUGUAUAUGUUUUAGAGCUCAAAGUCAGCUUGGUGUGCAAAGCAUUCCUGCCUCUUCUUUGGGAAUCCUUAAUACAAGUGUUGACAGACAACACCACAGCUGUGGAUUAUGUCAACAGGCAAUGGGGAACAAGAUCAUUCUCACUCUGUCAGGAAACCAUAGGACUAUGGAACAGAUUCCAGUUUACGAAGGUGCUUCUGCUCCCUUACUUGGUGGUCCUGUGAAAGGGGCUAUGUAUCAUGGAAGAGAUGGUUUGGGUGAUGUUCCUGUUCCGAAUGCUCCAAGAUUAGACUAUCUACAGAAAGAACAUGCUGUGAUUGCAAUGUUAAGAAUUGUUAAUGAGAAGCCUGGUCAGAUUUCUCUAGUUGCCACUGGUCCUUUGACUAAUCUAGCUUUGGCAGUGAAAUUGGAUCCAGCAUUUCCUCAGAAGCUUAAAAAUAUGUUCAUCAUGGGAGGAAAUGUAGAAUCCAGAGGAAAUGUUACAGUCUGUGGAGAAUUCAAUUUUGCAACUGAUCCAGAAGCUGCGUAUGUUGUCUUAAAUGAGUUCACUUGCCCUACUUAUAUUGCAACAUGGGAAUUUACGUGUCGCAAUUCAUUGUCUUGGGAAUUCUAUCAUGAGUGGGUUAAUCAGGACACCAAAAAAGCCAAUUUCAUGGAGAAAAUAUCUGAGCACAGUAUAAAAUUCACAGAUCCAAAACACGAAAAUACAAGCAACAGCUUCUGGACUUCAGGAUUUGUGUCUUGUGAUUCCUAUGCUAUGGCUGCUGCAAUUGACGAGAGCUUUGUCACAGAAGCCAUAGAAACUGCUGUAAGCGUGGAGCUGAAUGGCUCACUAACUAGAGGAAUGAUGGUAAUGGAUAUGGCUGGUCUUCUUAAGAAGAAAAAUAAAGCUUUUGUCAUUAAUAAGUGUGAUUUAGAGAAGUUCAAGGGACUUCUCAUUGCUGCUUUAAAAUAACAUUUGGCUGUCUGAUAAAUUUCCCGAUCUUGUUAAUUUUGAACUGUAACUGUAGGUCCAGUUACAGUGGUACAGAUAACUUUAGAUUCAUAGCUACUAUCAGACAACAUACAAUUAUUUUUAGUUAAUAACUUUCUCGUAUGUCAGAUUUCCAACAAAGUGCAUUCAAGUGAAUAUGAAAAGGACCCAUUUAAAUCUACAGUAGUGAGAGAAUUCAAAGUGCAAGUUAAAAUGGCAGCCUAAUUGUUAGAUAACUCUGAGUGCACUUAUUACCUGGUAGGCCAGUACUCUACUUUACCAUGCAUUUACUCAGUAGACAGAAACAGCAUUGAAAUCUAGAAUAUAUACAUAUAAAUAUGAUCUGUCAUCAGUUUGUAAGAUGGAGAAGAUAGACUGUUCUAAUUCUCACUGCUUUAUUAUUAUGGGAAAACAAACCAAUUUUUACUUAGAGAAUCUAGAUUAAGGAUUUGCAAAGUAUUAUUUAACAACCACUUUAAGAUCCAGGAGCUCAACAUGUAAUGAUAACAUUUAAAACAUAUUUUUGAAAAUUUUGAAAAAGGGAAGAUGUAGAAGAAUUUGAAGGACCAUGGUCAUGAGAAACAAAACUGUUUAACUUCAGUUUACUAAUUUGAAUAUGGCCCAGAAAUGUAGUGAAUGAGUUUAUCAUCUUACUUCUGUUAUGUAACUUAUUUAAAGUGGGUUUGUAACCUGAGUCCAGUUUACACAACAAGAAAGCAUGCUUGUUUGUAGAUUCUGCAGAAUGAACAGCCCUGAAGACACAAGUAAAUGAGCAAUUACUUCAGAAGCUUCAGAGCCAUGUGUUAAAUUAAUUUGUCAUGAGUCGUUGAUUGCUUUGCCUGUUCUGGGCCAUUAAUCCAUCUCCUUGGAACUUAUCCUAAUAUUUCAAACCUCUGAGCAGCUUCAAACACUUACCAUUUAAGAACAAAACAUAAUUACACCUUCCCAAAUCGCUUUUUACAGUUGAGGAUCUGGCCCUUUGUAGUGAAAACUUUAUAGGGUUAGGAAUACAAUGAAUGUUUACACUAACAAGAAAACUCUGUGUAAGAUACCAUAUCCUGUAAAAUGGAUUUUCUUUGUCCAUACAGAAUGAUGUGGUAGAAAGGUUUUAUCAGCACUUGCUUGGGAUUGCCUACAUAAUUUUACCACUGUGAAAAAUAUGUGAUCAUCCGAAAUGGUCAUCCCAAACUCUCACCCAAAGAACCUUCAUACCACUCCAUCUUGUAUUAUAUAAAAAAUAUUUAGAAGAUGAUAAAAGAACGAAUAGUACUUGUAGCACCUUAGAGAUUAACAAAUUUA